ACAGUGCUGACACCGGUGGAGGUGGCCAUCGAGGACAUGCAGAAGAAGACCCGAGAGCUGGCCUUUGCCACUGAGCAGGACCCACCGGACGCCAAGAUGCUGCAGAUGGUUCUGCAGGGCUCCGUGGGGCCCACCGUGAACCAGGGUCCCCUGGAGGUGGCCCAGGUGUUUCUGGCAGAGAUACCAGAAGACCCCAAGCUCUUCCGGCAUCACAACAAGCUUCGGCUCUGCUUCAAGGACUUCUGCAAGAAAUGUGAGGACGCACUGCGCAAGAACAAGGCCCUGAUCGGACCGGACCAGAAGGAGUACCACCGCGAGCUGGAGCGCAAUUACUGCCGCCUGCGGGAGGCGCUGCAGCCCCUGCUCACCCAGCGCCUGCCCCAGCUGCUGACACAACCGGCCACCAGCCUCAGGAACUCCCUGAACAGAGCCAGCUUCCGGAAGGCAGACGUCUGAAUCCACAGGGCCUGAAGACACUCCCGGAGAAACUAGCCUCCAGGCUGGGCUGUCUGUGCCCUCCUGGUAGUGCACCGCGCUACCCACUGGGUGUGGGGUGACCACACUCCUCGGGCUGGGCCUCCUUCCCUCUGACUCCUCCUGUCCGUGUGCACUGAUGCUGCCUCCCUUUUUUAAUUUAAAUGGUUUUUAUAAACAACCCAGGCGUGUGGUGUGUCACCCGGA
Carlito syrichta (Philippine tarsier) is the source of this 681-nucleotide messenger RNA. Its product is annotated as dedicator of cytokinesis protein 6-like. Gene Ontology annotation, cellular component: cytosol. Gene Ontology annotation, molecular function: guanyl-nucleotide exchange factor activity. Lineage: Eukaryota; Metazoa; Chordata; Mammalia; Primates; Tarsiidae. The transcript is spliced from 4 exons. The record is from RefSeq and is a predicted model, not a curated record. The annotation marks the transcript as partial. Gene Ontology annotation, biological process: small GTPase-mediated signal transduction; positive regulation of GTPase activity.